AUGAGUAAAGUGGGAUUGGGAGAUAAAACACUAUUUUGGGUUGACACUUGGUUAGGCAACGAACCGUUGAAAAUACAAUUCCCGAACCUAUAUCUGUUAGCCGUAAAGAAAAAAGCAAGGGUGCUGGAAAAUUAUAGAACUUUGAAUGGGGGUAGAGUGUGGGAUUGGGUAUGGUCAAGAGCACCAACAAGUGAGGAAGAAAAACAAGAAAUGGAAAACCUUAAGGGGCGUCUACAAAGUCAGGUAUCUGCACAAGGCAGCGAUGUUUGGUUUUGGAAAAAUAGUGAGCAUCAAGAGUUCAGCGUAAAGAACGUUAAGGCCUCAUUAGGCCAGCGGUUAGACUUAAACUCAGCAGCAUACGUGUUUAGUUGGAACAAUUGGGUAACCAGUAAGUGUACAACAUUUAUGUGGCGUGCGAUUGAAGAGAAGAUUGAGUCAGCUGCGGCUCUUAGAAACAGAGGAUUAAACUUGCCAGAUAUUCUUUGCAAAACAUGCGGUGCCGCCGUGGAAUCUGCAGCUCAUAUUCUACUCAGUUGUAAUUUUGCAAAAAGAACCUGGGAGUUGGUGACGAAUUGGCUGAAAAUCCCGAUGGUGAAUGUGGAAGGUAGUAUGAGAGAUAUUCUGAUGGAGAUGAAUGAAAUUCAGCGGAGCAAAAGUGUGCGAAAAGCGAUUUAUGCAGUUGCAAUUCAAACAAUGUGGAUUUUAUGGAAAACCAGAAAUGAAAGGGUCUUUAAAGGUAGGCAAGGUAAGGUUCAGACAGUAUUAGAAGAAAUAAAGGAGGCAUCUUAUCAAGGGGUGAAGCUAAGGUCAAAACACAGCUCGAUAACAAGACCGGAAUGGUGGGCUUUUAAUAUAAUUUUGUAA
This is a messenger RNA of Helianthus annuus (common sunflower), 864 nucleotides long. RefSeq lists its product as uncharacterized. The record is from RefSeq and is a predicted model, not a curated record. Lineage: Eukaryota; Viridiplantae; Streptophyta; Magnoliopsida; Asterales; Asteraceae. The coding region runs from base 1 to 864 and encodes 287 amino acids. The transcript has a single exon.